Molecule: messenger RNA, 2832 nt
Organism: Adineta steineri
Lineage: Eukaryota; Metazoa; Rotifera; Eurotatoria; Adinetida; Adinetidae
Source: the annotation of a GenBank genome assembly
AUGUCUGAUGAAAAUAUUAACUCCAAUAAUAUUCAUUCUCGUUCAAUACUACGUCAAGUACGUGACACAUUUGGUAGUAUGGGUCGUAAUCUACAAAUAAAAACAAGAACGCAAUCUCCACCAUUUACAUUAGUCAAUAAUAAACAUACAUCAGUUGAUAAUAUAGAUUUACAAAAUUCUCAUAUAAAAAUUCAUACAAAAAAAUCAACGCCAAUAUCAUUCUCACAUCAUCUAUCAUUAUUUAAUCAAGUUAAAUCACGUGUUAAUAAAAAUCGAAAACAUCAAAAUGCACAAUCAUUAUCCGAUAAUGACGAUGAUAUACGUUCAUCAUUGCCAGUAAUCAUUUCAUCUCCAGAAUCGAAAUCAACAAUUUCAUUUGAUGUUAAUCAAAAUUCUAAUUUAAAUGCAAUUAAUUUAUUACCAUCUGAAUCUCUUAUUAAUACAAAUAUUCCAGAUGAUGAGGAUGAUGAUCCUUUGAAAAUCGAACAAAAUUUUGCUGACGUAUUAAAUUCUGAUGAUGAAGUUCCAGAGUUAUCUCAACAAUCCAAUGAAGUAAAUCGUUCUGGUCGAAUGAAUAUUAAUAAAAUAACUCAACGUGCACGAACAGUCUUAAAUAAAUCUCCUUCAUUAACUUCAAUUGCAACUAAUAUAUCAUUACCAAAUAAUAAUCUUGAAAUUGUUUAUUUUAUUGAACUUUAUAUUGAACAUGGAAAAGAUUUAUCUAUUAAAGAUUUCAAUGGUACGAGUGAUCCUUAUGUUAAAGUUUAUUAUGGUACAGAAGAAAAAUAUGUUACUAAUACAAUCUAUAAAAAUUUAAAUCCAAUAUGGAAUGAAAAAGUUUCAUUCUUUGUACAUGAUUUAAGUGUACCAAUUAAUUUUUAUGUGUUUGAUUAUGAUCGUAUUGGACGUGAUGAAGCAAUGGGUUCGACAAAAAUCGAUCUAUGGAAAUUACCAUUUGAUCAAGAUUAUAAUGCAAUACUUGAUUUACAAAAUGAAAAACGAACUGAUGGAAAAAUAGGUUCACUUAUAAUCAGUAUAAAUAUUACACAAAGAACAACAGAAUUUCGAGAUGAAGUAAUGCGUACAUUGUCAAAAACAUCAAAUGGAAAAGCAUCUUUAACUAGUCGUUUAGGAAGAAAUAAUUCAGUUGUAUUAACACGACGUACUAUUGAUGUGUUUAUAAUUGAAGGAAGAAAUUUAACAACAGCUGGUAAUGCUAAUAAACUUUUUAAUCCAUAUAUUCGUCUUAAAUUUGGAACAAAUAAAAAAAAUCGAACACAAACAAUCAAAUCAACUGUCAAUCCAAAAUGGCAUCAAUCAUUUAUAUAUGAUAUUAUGAUUAAUGAACUUCCACCAUUAGAAUUAACUGUUUUUGAUGAUACAAGUAGUUCGGGUGAUUUUAUUGGAAGAGGUAUUUGUAAUUUGGCUCACUUGGAUGAAGAAAAAACUCAUCGAAUAUCAGUUGAACUUGAAAAUAAUACUGGUAUUAUUGAUUUAUUUGUAACUAUAACUGGUAUAGCACCAAUACAAGAAUUAAUAAACGAUGGUGAAACUUCUUCGAAUGGUUCAAUUGAUGUUAUACAAUCGAAAAUAACAGAUGAAGAAAUUGAAUAUUAUAGUUUCUUUUCGACAUUACGAUCAAUCCUACCAAUACUUGAUGUUGGAAAAGUUGAAAUUAAAAUUUAUCAAGCACGAGAUUUAAGUGCUAAAGAUAUCAAUGGUAAAUCAGAUCCAUUUUGUGUUGUUGAACUGGAUUCAACUCGUUUACGUACACAUACAAUUUAUAAAACACUUGAUCCUGUUUGGAAUAAAUCAUUUAUUAUCCCUGUGCAAGACAUACAUUCCGUGCUUGAAUUAACUAUUUAUGAUGAAGAUAUGAAUAAAACAACGGAAUUCAUUGGAAAAAUAGCUAUUCCAUUACUAGCAAUUCAAAAUGGAGAAAAGAAAUGGAUGACAUUGAAAGAUCGAAAAUGUUGUUUACCUGUGAAAGGUAUUAUUGAAAUUGAAGCAACAUUGAUUUAUUCUAAUUUAAGAGCAAUUGCUCGAACGUUUAAUCCCAGACAAGUUCGAUAUUAUCAACAAGAUGGCAAAUUUCGUGUUGCUGUCUUUAAACAACAUAUUAAUCGUGUUAGAAGUGCAUUAGUACAUGUAGUUAAUGUGGUGAAAUUUAUUGAUUAUUGUUUUCAAUGGGAAAAUCCAUUGUUAAGCUUUUGCACUUUUAUUAUGUCAUUACUUAUUGUUUGGAAUUUUGAAUUGUAUAUGUUACCUUGUGCACUUUUAUUAAUAUUCGCAAGAAAUGCAGUUAUAGAAUAUCGUCGAGGAAUAUUAGGAAAACCAUUUGCAACAUUAGGAGAUGAAACAGUAUCUUCAGUAAUACAACCGUUAACUGUUGAUGAAGAUGCAUUAGAUACUGAUAUGAGCAGCAAAGAACAAAAGAGAUCUUUGAUGAGUGUUAUUCAUGGGAUUCAAGAUACUGUUCUUGAAAUUCAAGGUUACGUUGAUGAAGUUGCUUCUACUUUAGAACGUAUUAAAAAUGUUUUUAAUUUUACUGUACCUUGGCUAUCUAUAAUGGCUAUAAUUGUUCUUACUAUUGCUUCGAUAGUACUCUAUUAUAUUCCACUUCGAUAUUUAAUUCUUGCAUUCAUUAUAAAUAAAUUUACGAAAACAUUUCGUAAACCCAAAGGUUAUAUUGAUAAUAAUGAAUUAGCUGAUUUUAUUUCGCGUUUACCUUCUGAUCCUGAACUAUUACAAUAUCGAGAAAUGCCAGUUCUUUCUCGAAUUCCAACAAUUACAAAGAAGAAUAAACGUCUCACAACAACAUCUAACAAAUAA